Molecule: messenger RNA, 285 nt
Organism: Diutina rugosa
Lineage: Eukaryota; Fungi; Ascomycota; Pichiomycetes; Serinales; Debaryomycetaceae
Gene: SMT3
Product: SUMO family protein
Exons: 1
Coding region: 1-285 (94 amino acids)
Biological process (GO): protein sumoylation
Cellular component (GO): nucleus; septin ring
Molecular function (GO): protein tag activity; ubiquitin-like protein ligase binding
Source: RefSeq, a predicted model, not a curated record
AUGUCUGAUCAAGAACAACAAGCCAAGGAAGAGAAGCCCGACGCCACCCACAUCAACUUGAAGGUGUCGGACUCGAGUGCCGAGAUCUACUUCAAGAUCAAGCGGUCGACGCCGAUGAAGAAGCUCAUGGACGCGUUCUGCAAGCGCCAGGGGAAGCUGAUGGAGUCGAUGCGCUUUUUAAUCGAUGGCAACCGUAUCAAUGAAACCGACACUCCCGACUCGCUCGACUUGGAGGACGGCGACACCAUCGAGGCCCACCGGGCCCAGACUGGCGGCUACUGGUAG